Messenger RNA from Serendipita indica DSM 11827, 2238 nucleotides. NCBI's taxonomy places the organism in Eukaryota, Fungi, Basidiomycota, Agaricomycetes, Sebacinales, Serendipitaceae. The record is from the annotation of a GenBank genome assembly.
AUGUCAACCAAAAAACCGACGAUCACUGUGCUCUACUUUGGAGCCGCAAGGACGGCGAUAGGCGUUCACAGCGAAACUGUGUCGUUGACCAUUACCGACGACAAGGGCUUCCCGUUGUCGGACCUGGGCCUGGUCCUCUGUAAAUUGCAUGAAGGGCGUGGAUUAAAGGAUGUUCUGAAUGUCAGCCAAUGGAGUGUCGACCUUGAGAUGGUCGAGGAUCCAGAAAAGAGGUUCCUCGUCGGUGGCGAAGAGGUUGCAGUUAUACCACCUUUUAAGCGCUUGAACCCUGCCACAACGCAAACUGGCCAUCGGUGGAUGCAGUCAAUGCCCAGCACCCUCAAUGCAAACAGCUUGUUUCAGUAUACUCACUCUACGACCGGUUUUGCGCCGUGUUUCUUGCGCGACUUGGCCAAGAUGACCACAACAAAUGUUGGCGGAAGCCGAUAUUAUUGGUUGGGUAACGUUCCGCUCGUCGUCGUGCGUGUUGUUGCGAUCAUUGUUGGCGUGGAUGUCUGGGAGCAAAAGUCGCGCAUCCUUCUGGAUGACGGGACAGCCCUCGUUCAGGGAUCGUAUCGACAUGUGCAGGAACUAGUCGACGAAUCAGAUGAACAAUCCAAAUCACAAGUAGGAAAGUCGAGUAGAGAGCUUCCAAAGAGGAAGCAAGUACGCUACGUUCCUCGACCUGUCCCUGCAAUUGGCACAGCGGUCAUUGUGCUAGGCAAACCGGAUGGCCAACGAAUGAAAAUAGACGAGCUGACGCCAUGCUCGUAUAUGGAAGAAGCAGCACACAUAAUCCGGGUCGUCGACUUGCACAAAACGAAAUACUCACAACCAUUCACGCUCCCUGAAUCUACAUCCUCUGGCCCACACAACAUGGUGCCCCUUGCCAUUCCGAUGACACCACCACGGAGGUCUCGCGAGGAUGGCGAGGAUUCCGAGCAAGAUCAUGACUGGACACCGCGCGCCAAGCGUCAUCGUCGAGACGAUGUAGAAUUGGAGACACCACGACCAAGGCAGACGGGAGCUAGAGCGCAUUCACCAGCUGAAAGCGUGAGCUCAGUCGCGUCUUCGGCACAUUCUGCCUUAUUAUCGCCUACAAAGUACCUCGUUCCUCCUCUCCUCCCUGCAUCAACACGUUCACAUCUUCACUCAUCUACUAUACAACCUUUAUCAUCUGAAACUAGCUUCGGUGUCUCGUCCAACAAAGCUUCGACAGAGACAGGCCUGAAUACGAUGGCUCGGCUGAGGCAUCCUGCAAGGAGGAAGGGGAAAGAUCUGAAUGUGGACAUGUUCCGUCUCUAUGUCCAGUACUACAUACACACAGUACAGGCGCAUGCUCAUGCGCAAGCGUUGGCAAAGCGUUUCCAUGCGUCCUCUUCGAGUGCGUCAACAAAAGGAGCAAACUGCCCACCGCGGAGGAUGGAAACGGGAGGAUCCUCGUCAAGAAAUGGAAAAUUGAAGACGCGGGAGCAGAAAGAGCGCGAGCUGUUCGCGAGUGACGAGGAGAGAAGGGGAUUUGCGCUGGGAUACCUCCGUCGAGUGCCCGAGCUACAAGAGAUGGCAAUUCGCGUCGUUAAUCAACAACGCAAGACUAUGCGAACGACGAAACGGAAAAAAGACGAAGAUGUUGCUGAGACCAAACGCAAGGACAAGGAGAAAGCCCACGAUACGCGCAAAUACGUGAAAAGGCUGUUUAUCGAGACGACUCGGACUCUUUACCAGCAAGGAGCGAUCGUCUUACAUACCGGCGGUGCGAGGAAGUGGAGUCGCGAAGAGGCAGAGUGGGUGAACAGUCUGCGAAUAUGGAAGCUCAAAGGAGAUGAGGACAUGUCACAGAGCAUGGAUAUGUCUUCAAGGACCCUAGACAUUUCCUCAACGACGCUUGGCGAUACAACCAGGGUAUCGGGCAUUGCAGAGGGUACGGAUAUGGUGCUAUCCGACUUGGAUGAGGAGGAGGAGAGCUAUAUUCCCACUUCGGUGGAUGUGCUCGCUCAACCAGUCCUCCUUGCCCUCCGUGACGCACUCAAGCGAGCAAAAUUCAAUAACGCGGCGGAUGCACGAGACAGGAAUGCAAUUGCGUACAAGGUGCAAGGAGUGAGCGAGGAGGAUAUCCUGGAAAGUCUGCACGCGAUGGACGAUACCUGGGCGCGCGUAUGGGAUGUAGGUGAAACACUGGUUUACCUGGAGAAUGCAGGCUUGACGUAUCUAUACAAACCGGGGGCCUGGGGUGUUUUGUGA